AUGCCGACGCUGAAGGUUGAUGUGAAGACACCAGAGUCAUUUGGCUUGCAGAAAAUCGAGAAGAAUGAUCGUGAGCUUUCCCAAGAGCUAAAGAAUCUAAGUUGGCGGAUUGCCAACGAAGUUGCUGGUGGUCUCUGGAAGGACGGCAUCCCCACAACGCAAAGAUUGACCUUGACAAAUGGCUUAAGCAGCUGCGUGCUGGUCGUAGAAGCUUCAAAAAAGCAGGAGUCUGAGGCUCUGAGGAAUAAGAUGGAUCGCAUCAACACGGCCAAGGAAAAGUUUCAAGCAUUUAUUGAUGAAGUCAACGAGGCACGGCGUCAAGUCGAAGCAGAUGUGCAGAAAAAACGCGAGAAGCUGCCCCAGGAUGUUGCCACUCGGCAACCGCUGACCAAUGCAAAAUUGAUUGAGCAUCCUGAAAUCCUGAACGGCAGGCUGCUGAAGAUUCCUUUGGAUGGCAUGGCUUCAAGAAAGAGGGUAGUGAGCUUGCAGAACCCACUCAGCGAUGAUGAAUUGGUGGCGGAAACAACAGAGGCAGAAGUCUGCAUAGCACGGCUUGAGUCCCAGAUCGGCUCCGCCAUCGGUGAAAAGGCGAUUGCUGCUGGAUGUUUUAGUUUGGCUUCCUCCGUCUACCGAGAUGGUGCACUCUUCAUGAGCGAGGGAGUUGGAGCUGUUAGCCUGAGUGCCAAAGCAAGCUAUGCUGACCAGAAUAAGUAUGAGAUUACCCGCAGAAAGAAUCAAGACAUCAGGGAGCUAGUCAAGAUGAAGGUUGAUGCAGAGAUUUCCGGUGUUUCUCUUAUUCACAGCGAGGAUCUGGCGCUGUUGCCGGCUGUUGAAGGGGAGCUUCUCGCAAUUGCGGCAAAGCAAGGAGACAAGCGCACCAAAGCGGUGGAGAUAUUCCUGGAAACUUAUGGAAGCCAUGUGUGCAGCCAAGUGGUGGUUGGCGGUGUCUUCAAGACGAAGCAAUCCUUCCAGGCAUCGGUGGAAGUAGGCGGUAUAGUAGUCCAGGAAGCUGCUGAUCACCAGUUUGCCACAACCGCGUCGGCUGCAGGAGAGUUUGUUGGCAUGAACGGCGUCGGCAAAGCCGGCGGUUCUGUGGAUUUGAAGACAGACGACAGCUACGGGCGUCAGGAAGGUGAAGCAAACAGAAGAAAGAUGCAAUUCAGCGACAUCCAGGUUGAUGUGUUCGGGGGUGCAAGCGGGGUGUCUCUGCCGCUCUGGCGGAAGUCUUUGGCGACAUCCAAUGCAAAUUGGAGGGUGACUGAUCUCAGCGUUGACCAAUGCACUCCAAUUUGGCACUGGGUGCGCGGCGACACCUGGGGAAGCAUGGUGCAGGACCUUUUUCAAGUGUGGGCCAGACGCUGCCUGAACUUGCCAAAGAGUAUCGGCAGUUUUGAUUCUCAAGACCGACUUGAAGAGCAGUUGAACAAAGAGUUGGACAAACAGCGAGCAGCGAUGAAAAAAGCGGAAAACUGCGACCGUAAGGGAUGGUGCCUGCCCCAUGGUGAUGCAACGCGAGCACUGGCACUUGCACCUGCAAGGCUGGCAAGAAGGGCGAUAGCUGCAGCGAGUCAAACAGUUGCCGCUGCACCUUUGGGAAAGCAGCCACAGGUCGACGAUUGCUCGACAGAUAAACAAGCCCAUUGCAAGAGUUGCCACACUGGGUUCCGCCUGGCCCACAAACUCUGCGAGAAAGAUACCAAAUACUACAUUUGGACACGAUAUGGGGGGUACUGGUACCGCUUGCGCACCACUACCAAGGGAGUGUAUGACAGGCUCAAGAAAGCGUACAAGAUUCACAAUCUGCCUGGCCUCAAAUAUGAUGCCUUGUGCCUUGGCUAUGUCUUUAAGCGCCCAGAUGGCACAGAGCAAACCAUUCGGAAGGCCUUUCACUGUCCGCACCUGACGUACUGUGCGGGCACUUGGUGGUAUGGCUACUUUGAGAGCUCCAAGAUUAACAACAACGGCGAAUUCGAGGGCGAGUUUGACGAGACGAUU
Molecule: messenger RNA, 1995 nt
Organism: Symbiodinium necroappetens
Lineage: Eukaryota; Dinophyceae; Suessiales; Symbiodiniaceae
Source: the annotation of a GenBank genome assembly